GUUAUAUACUCCAAAGACAAAACUACAAAGACAGAACACAGAAGUCACAGAACAGAACUCAUCGUUCUCGUCCACAAAGAGAAAACCCAAUUGACAGAAAACCCUAACUACCACAACCUCAAUCCAACCAUUCAAACCCCAAAUAAACUUUAAUCCUUCACUAAAAACCCAAAAUCGCAGCCUAUACAUACGAAAUCAAACAUGUAGAAGAGAAAAAACAUACCGAGGAGCCCAAAUCGAAGAAGGAUGUGAAGGUGAAGCCGAAAUCGAAGUUGAAUGUGAAAUUGCAGCCUUCUUCUCCCUUAUUUUCGCCUAGAUCAAAGUUGCUGAGCUUGGAUAGCGUGACUUAGAGAGAAAGAUACGCAAUCAUAAAUGGGUGAUACCCAUGAUGAUUUGAAACCCAAGAGUCAUGAUGAUAGGAAACCCAAGAGAAUUGUUUUUGUGACGGUAGGAACAACUAGUUUUGAUGCUCUUGUUAAAGCUGUGGACAAUGCAGAAGUUAAACGGGAAUUGUUUGGCAGAGGUUAUACCCAUCUUCUCAUACAAAUGGGUCGUGGAUCAUACAUCCCCAGCAAGUCUAGUGGAGAAGAUGGGUGCCUGGCUGUAGACUACUUUACAUUUUCGUCUAGCAUUGCAGACAAUUUGAGAUCUGCAUCUCUUGUAAUUAGUCAUGCAGAGAGAGUAGAGAAGAAGAAAAUAAGGAAAAAGGGAUGGGGUACCUUGGAGACUGAAUUCUACCACAAUGCAGGUUCAGGAAGCAUAUUUGAGACGCUGCGGCUGUGUAAGCCUUUAAUUGUGGUAGCGAAUGAGGAUUUGAUGGACAAUCAUCAAAGCGAGUUAGCAGAAGAACUAGCUGACAGGAAGCAUUUGUUUUGUGCCUCCCCUCAAACGCUCUUGCACACAAUCACUAGUAUGAGCUUGGAGAGUCUCAUUCCAUACCAUCCGGGUGAUGCCAAUCCAGUUGCCAAACUGAUAAACCAGUUCCUGGGGUUUCCAGAUGAUUGACCAAGCUGCUGAAUUGAGUUACACAUGGUUGGAUUGCAGGAGUUUCAAGCAGCAGUGUUCUCGAUGGGUUCUAGACAAUCUCUCUCGAGGGCAAAGGGCUUUGGCUAAUUUUGCAGCAUUCUCAAGAGUUCGUUCUGAAGUCAAUAUUUACUUCCCAUUUGAUACAGAUGCAAAGCAGCCUCUUCUAUUUGCAAUUGUGGUGCAGCAGUUGAAGGGCUUUGUUUCAGUUUAUUGACAGCUGUGUUUUUUUGCUCAUUUGAGUUUGUAUUUGGUCUAAUCUGCUGUAUUUGAACUUUUUUUUUACCCUAUAUAUACACGUUCUCAUGUUCCAAAAAAAGAGAGAAAAAAAAAGAUGUAGAGAGAGAGAGACCCAAAUAAAAACCGCACCGGUUUCAAAUUUUGUUC
Messenger RNA from Rhododendron vialii, 1410 nucleotides. RefSeq lists its product as uncharacterized. Gene Ontology annotation, cellular component: extrinsic component of endoplasmic reticulum membrane; UDP-N-acetylglucosamine transferase complex. The transcript is spliced from 5 exons. The coding region runs from base 373 to 1005 and encodes 210 amino acids. NCBI's taxonomy places the organism in Eukaryota, Viridiplantae, Streptophyta, Magnoliopsida, Ericales, Ericaceae. Gene Ontology annotation, molecular function: hexosyltransferase activity. Gene Ontology annotation, biological process: dolichol-linked oligosaccharide biosynthetic process. The record is from RefSeq and is a predicted model, not a curated record.